This is a messenger RNA of Aureobasidium pullulans EXF-150, 363 nucleotides long. RefSeq lists its product as uncharacterized. Gene Ontology annotation, cellular component: Rpd3L complex; Rpd3L-Expanded complex; nucleus. The transcript has 2 exons. The record is from RefSeq and is a predicted model, not a curated record. Gene Ontology annotation, biological process: regulation of DNA-templated transcription. NCBI's taxonomy places the organism in Eukaryota, Fungi, Ascomycota, Dothideomycetes, Dothideales, Saccotheciaceae. Bases 1 to 363 code for a protein of 120 amino acids.
AUGGACGAUGAAACCAAAUCUUCAACAAAGUCUGAAGACGAGGACGAGGACGAGGACGAGGAUGAAGAUAGAGACGGAGACGGAGACGAAGACGAAGACGAAGACGAAGACGAUCCUGCCUCCGAAGACUCAACCAAUUCCGAAGGAAAAACUUACUGCGUCUGUGGCAAAGAAUCAUACGGCAAAAUGAUUGCUUGUGACAACAAACAUGUAAAGUGCGCAAAGGAAUGGUUUCAUCCCAAAUGCGUCCGACUAACCAGAAUUCCUCCACCACGCUCCAAAUGGUAUUGUCCAGAGUGCCGAAUGAAACUUGGCAAGGGCGUCUUCUCUGAUGGUGUUGUUGGUGGGAAUAACAUCAGGUAA